UGUCAACAGCCAUCUGUCUCGUGCUGAGAAGAGGUAUCCGAAUUAGUUGGCCUUCUUCGCCGCAGCCAUGAAGUGGUUUCGCCGAAAGAACGAGCAAUCUUGGGAGGUUGUAGGUUGCGAGUGUAUCGAUCCUGUACCAAUGAUCGAUGACGACGAUGAACUUGAUAUCCUGCGUGUCAGAGAUACGGCCACGUGUGGAACGUACAUCUUUGACCUCGGGAAGCGUUCUCCCCAAGGCUCCGAUUAUGCCAAUGCAGUGCUUUUCGCCAGACAACAGUUAAUACAAGAGAUCGUAAAGAACAAUUACAACGUCUUACUGUUGGAAAGCUGGACGCUAAUUCUUUAUCGCAAGGGAAGGUCGCAUCGUAUAGAGGUGCAAUAUGCGGGGCGACCGGCAUACGUGUCUGGUAAAGCGCCACCUUUUCGCCCUCCCCCGUUCAUGGCCGUCUUGGAGUCGCAGCAUCUUUUUUCGUAAUUUAUUGACCACAAUUGUAUCUGCCGCCGAGAGUCCAGGCCAUCAUCUCCCAUCGUGUAUUUCUUUCUUGCCUCAUGUUGUCCUACCACAUCCUUGACAUCCCAAUUCGUACAUCCUUGCUCUACACGCCUGCCGGUUGUAAGGAACAUGAUGCACCAAAUUCAGAAAUGAAGGCCUUCGCAAGAUGUGACGAUCCCAAGGGACCAAGGGGUAUCAUUGAUUCAUCGUGUAUUACCUGAAGGAAUUUGCAAAUGUAAACUUUUAAUUUUGGUGGCCC
This is a messenger RNA of Suillus clintonianus, 752 nucleotides long. RefSeq lists its product as uncharacterized. NCBI's taxonomy places the organism in Eukaryota, Fungi, Basidiomycota, Agaricomycetes, Boletales, Suillaceae. The record is from RefSeq and is a predicted model, not a curated record. The transcript is spliced from 3 exons. Bases 68 to 475 code for a protein of 135 amino acids.